GGAGGCCUGCGCGGGGCGGCGGGCCUGGCGCUGAGCCUGGAGCCGUCUCGGCCGGGCCAGCCCUGGGAGCCCGGGGGAGGGGGGCCGAGUGAUCCCGAAGGGACGCCGAGUCCCUUCCCGGUCCCCGCUGUUCUUUGAACCCCGGGGGAUUUCGUCCCCGUUUUCUGAGCCGCUGUGGGGGACCACAGCCCCUCUAAUCCGGAGUGGGACCCCAGGUCCCCCUCCCGAGCCCCGGGGGGCGCCCCCCAGCCCCCUUUUCCGGACCCCACUGUGUGUCUGAGCCAGACGUCCACUCUCUCAGACCCGGGGAGACCUCUGACCUCUCUUCUCCGAAUGGCCAGGGAGACACCCACUCCCUUCUCCUGAUUCCUUCGCCCCUUCUCUGAAGCCCCGCCAGGCCUCGGCAGCCCCCUUCUGUGAACGUUGAGCGGGGUGUUCCUACCGCCUUUCUGAGCCCCAGAAGGCAGUUCUGACCUGUUCUGAACUCCAGUGGGGACCCAACUUCUCCCUCCCCAGACUCAGCCCCAGAGAAACCGCGAGGUAUCUCCCCGUCCAUAGGUGGAGGGACCUCGGCUACCCUCCCUGGGUGCCCCAAGCCCUGAGCCCGUCCCCCAGGAUACCCGGUGUCCUGGGCUCCUCCCAGUGGGGACCCGGAGCAGCCGCUCAGAGGCUCAGCCAGCACUCAGUUCUCCUUCCUCCGGGAAGCCCUCCCGGAUACCCAGCUUCUGGCGCUGGGCCUUGGCGGUACCUUGCUUUUCUCCUGGGUCCCACCCUCCUUCCCGUGGUCUCCCGGGGGCCUCCUCCGAACUUCGAGGGUUCCUGGGCCAGAAGACCUGUUUUGUUCUCUUCUACGCCCCAGAGGCGACCCCUUCUCCCCCACUGGCGACUGCAGAAGAUUCAGAUCUUCCUUUCUCCGAAUCCAGUGGAAAGUGAGCCCCUCACCUCCUUCAGGACCCCAGUUGCUCCACCCCCCGCCCCCAGGCCGCCCUCAGGACCCCUCCUCAACUCUGCCUCCUUUGCACCUGUUCUGAGCCCCUCCGGCUGCGGCCCCCAGGAUGAUGUGGUCCAACUUUUUCAUGCAAGAGGAGGACCGGCGGCGGCGGGAGGCGGCAGGCCGGCGGCGGGCGCUCGGGCAGCACCAGUCCCGGCUGACGCCGGAGCGGGAGGGGAAGGUCAAGCUGGGGCUCCUGCUGAGCGCGGUGGGCGCCACGCUGGCCGUGCUGGCCGUGGGCACCGAGUUCUGGGUGGAGCUCAGCACCUACAAGGCCAACGGCAGCGCAGUCUGCGACGCCGCCCACCUGGGGCUGUGGAAGAUGUGCACCAAGCGGCUUUGGCAGGCCGACGUGCCCGCGGGCAGAGACACCUGCGGCCCCGCGGAGCUGCCCGGAGAAGCAAACUGUACCUAUUUUAAAUUCUUCACCACGGGGGAAAAUGCACACAUCUUCCAGAGAACUACAAAGAAAGAGGUGAAUCUGGCAGCUGCCGUGAUAGCAGUGCUAGGCUUGGCAGUCAUGGCCCUGGGGUGCCUCUGUAUCAUCAUGGUGCUCAGCAAAGGUGCAGACUUCCUACUCCGAGUUGGAGCCAUCUGCUUUGGCCUCUCAGGCCUGCUGCUCCUGGUCAGCCUGGAGGUGUUCCGGCAUUCCGUUCAAGCCCUUCUGCAGCGAGUCAGCCCUGAGCCUCCCCCCGCCCCGGCCCUGACCUUCGAGUACUCCUGGUCCCUGGGCUGCGGGGUGGGGGCCAGCCUGAUCCUGCUGUUGGCCGGGGGCUGCUUUCUCCUGCUCACCAUGCCUCCCCGGCCCUGGGGCUCGCUCUGCCCCAAGCUGGGGCCCAGGGCCACCUAGAGCCACCAGAGUGCCUUCUCUCAGCGACUUCCUUUUCUUCUUUUUGUCCUUCCAAAUCUCUUCCCCUUGUCCUGGGGCACAUGUGCUCUGGGGCACACCUGGUUUGCACAGACGUCCCUCUCCCGCCUCAUCUUUUCCCUCUGGGCGUGUGUUCUUCUCGGCGGGUGAAUCGGGACGCUUUGGGGUGCAAUGGGGAGAGGAUUUUUGCAAACGAGGGUCCCCCAGGAAGGCGUGCAGGGGGACCUGAUGGGGUCACUGGGGAGUGGGGUGGGGGGGUGAGGUCAGGGGACCGAGUUGGACUGAUUCAUUUCCCAGAGCAGGAGGUAGUCACUUGGGGGAGGCUUCUUCCAACUAAUCGGAACCUUCGGGGAAUCGGGGAGGGGGAGGGGAGAUCUCUGGGUCUGGCCUCGCUGCGGUCUGGUUUGGGAUUAAAGGUUUGGAAAUUGAAGCGCUUUGAUUUGGAGUCUGUCUGGAUGUGGUUGUGCGUUCUGGGGUGGAGAAAACCAGCCCCUUGUGUUCUCCAGAACCCGGCUGCUCAGCAGCCCUGGAGUCGUCAUAUGUCCACAGACCAGAGACAAGCAGAAACUCAGCAACUUAGAGCACAAGCCUUGUGGGCUGGACUGCAUCCCCUCCAGACGCCGGUGCUGGGAUCCUGACCCGCCACCAGGCCCCAGGGUCUGUGCGGAGCUAAGCAGGUGACAGCCAUGUGACUGGAGGCCUUGUAAGGAGGGGAGAAGAGGACGCAGACAGGCACGGAGGGAAGGGACAGAAGACAGCCGGUCAUUUAUGAGCCGGGAGAGAGCCGGGAACCGGUUCUGCCUCACGGUCCUCCGGAGACAACCCGAGACCCACUGAUCCUGGCCUCCCGGCCUCCGGACACCCAAGACCACAUAGAUGAUCUUUCAGGCUGCCGCUCUGGUCUGUGGUGCGGGCUGGACAGAUCCUAGUGCUGGGAAAUGGGGCUGGGAUGGGGCUCAGGGACAGGCAGGGGGCUCCUGAGGUGCCCUGGACUCCAGGAGAUGGUCAGUGGGGACGUACGUCCCCAGGGCUAAGAAGGAGGCGGGGAGAGCUGUAGGGAUGGUGGCUGUGACCUCAGGGAACACUGUCAUCACCCGCACAGAAAGCUGGUGGAAACUGGAACAGCACCAGCUGAGGCCACAGAGACAACCCGUGUCCAGGGCGCCCGUGCUCAGGCCUGAGGGUCCGCCUUGCACCCACGCUCAGGCCCGGGGGGGGGGGCCCUCGCGCCUGGGGAAGACCGGGGGUGGAUUUCAGCUCGACGGGGCGACCGGGCAGCUCGGUCGGCUGGGCAUCUGGUUUCGGCUCAGGUCAGGAUCUCGUGGUUCAUGACUUCGAGCCCCGCCUGGAGCU
Messenger RNA from Suricata suricatta (meerkat), 3212 nucleotides. RefSeq names its product calcium voltage-gated channel auxiliary subunit gamma 6 (gene CACNG6). Bases 1056 to 1841 code for a protein of 261 amino acids. Gene Ontology annotation, molecular function: calcium channel regulator activity. Gene Ontology annotation, cellular component: L-type voltage-gated calcium channel complex; membrane. NCBI's taxonomy places the organism in Eukaryota, Metazoa, Chordata, Mammalia, Carnivora, Herpestidae. The record is from RefSeq and is a predicted model, not a curated record. The transcript has 4 exons. Gene Ontology annotation, biological process: regulation of calcium ion transmembrane transport via high voltage-gated calcium channel; calcium ion transport.